Messenger RNA from Hydractinia symbiolongicarpus, 4131 nucleotides. RefSeq names its product tubulin polyglutamylase TTLL5-like. Gene Ontology annotation, cellular component: cilium. The record is from RefSeq and is a predicted model, not a curated record. The transcript is spliced from 32 exons. Gene Ontology annotation, biological process: microtubule cytoskeleton organization; protein polyglutamylation. The coding region runs from base 322 to 3723 and encodes 1133 amino acids. Gene Ontology annotation, molecular function: tubulin-glutamic acid ligase activity; tubulin binding. NCBI's taxonomy places the organism in Eukaryota, Metazoa, Cnidaria, Hydrozoa, Anthoathecata, Hydractiniidae.
GGUGUAUAUUAUUUUAUUGAUGGGGGUUACAAUAUAAAUCUUGUUGCUGCCUGACCAGCUCUGCUUUAAGCUUCUAAGAAAUACUCAUUGAAUUAAGAUUGAAAUUUAUGUUUUAAAAAAACUAAUACUUUAGAAAGAUUAAAUGUACAUGUAAGAAGUGUUAAAAUCAAACUUUUUGAGUAUUAAAAUGGAACAUAUGUGGAUUAUGGUUAUACCAUUGCAUAAUCCAGAAAAUUUUAUAUUUAGUGGAUUAUUUGCACUAGACACUUCUAAAACAUCUUGUAUUCUUACCAUAGUUAAAUUCGUAUUGCAAUAAGAGAUAUGCUGAGAAGAAGUCACAGCUACUCGUCACUACAAAAGGUUGAAGUGGAAAACGAAGUUGAAGAAGAAGAGGGUGAUCACAGCUCUGUUAUUCAGGCCUAUGAACACGAAAAAAGAUACUCCAUACUACGAUGGUACCCAGGAAAAAACAGAAAACCGAUGGUAAAUUUUUCUGCUACCUGUGUUUUACUUGGAACACCAGAAGAUUGCAUGGAAAUGAUAAAGAAAUACCGUCUUGGUUACAAGUUUGUCAAAACUGAAAGUAAACUUGUAAGAAAUAUAUUUGCAUCACACGGCUUUAGAGAGAUGCAUCCUAAUAGCAUGCACUUCAAUGUUAUGUGGACUGGAUCACAUCUAAAGCCAUACACAUUGCGAGCAUUGACAGAGUUUCAGAAAGUAAACCAUUUUCCAAGGUCUUAUGAGCUAACAAGAAAGGAUAGACUUUACAAAAAUAUACAACGGAUGCAACACACCAAGGGUCUUCGGCAUUUUGAUUUUGUACCACAAAGUUUUGUAUUCCCAUCCGAAUUAAACGAUUUCUAUGCUGCAUUUCUGAAAGAUCGUGGUCCUUGGAUUGUAAAACCAUGUGCUUCAUCAAGAGGAAGAGGGAUAUAUCUUAUAAAUCAUACUAAUCAAAUACCUUUAGAUGAGACUGUCUUGGUUUGUAAAUACAUUCACAAUCCUCUACUUAUUAAUGGUUUCAAAUUUGAUUGUCGUAUAUAUGUUGCAGUGACUUCUUAUGACCCACUUCGUGUUUAUAUUUACGAAGAAGGAUUGGCAAGGUUUUCCACUGUAAAAUAUGAAAAAGAUAGCAACAACCUACAUAAUCAGUGGAUGCAUCUAACGAAUUACAGUGUAAAUAAAACGAGUGAUGAUUAUAUCAGAUGUGAAGAUCCUGAGAUAGAAGAUUAUGGCAGCAAAUGGAGUUUCAGUGCUAUGCUUAGAUGUCUAAAAGAAUUAGGAAAAGAUACAGGAGUUUUGCUGCAACGAAUAGAGGAUGUAAUCAUCAAAACUAUCAUCUCUGGUGAGAUGGCAAUAGCAACGGCUUGCAAAAUGUUUGUUCCUCAUCGUGGAAAUUGCUUUGAGCUGUUUGGGUUUGACAUUUUGUUGGAUGAAAAUCUGAAACCUUGGCUACUUGAAGUAAACUUAUCACCUUCACUGGCAUGUGAUUCACCACUCGAUUUAAAGAUCAAGUCAAAUUUAAUAAGCGAUUUAUUCAACCUGACAGGAAUUGUUGCAGACGACCCAACAAUGAAAAAACCUCCAAAAUUAAUUGCAGAAGCUAAGAGGAAGCAGAGACUGUCUUCUGGUUCCUACAGCAAUGCAGAUUUGAAAUCGCUAGCCACAAAAUCUAUCAAUAAGAUUAACGAUGGCUUAAGUAAUGAAGAGCGUCGAGUUCUUCGUGAAACGAAAGAAGAGUACAAAAGAAGAGGAAAUUUUAUACGUGUUUACCCAUCUGCAGAAUCGUGGGAGCUGUAUGGCUCCCUUCAAGAGCAUCAAACUACCUUCAACAAAGUGAUACAUACAAAAUUAUAUCCGGAACUUUGGAAUUCUUCUCAAAGACCACAGUCUGCGAUGUAUAUAGCCAGAGCAAGAAAUUUUACUUCUAUUGAUAAAGCAGUUCUUUCUGAAGCUAAUGAGAAUUCAGUUCAUGGCCAGAUGUUUCAACAUCGUUAUGUUCAAUACAUGAGAAAACUUUCUUCAUGGAGUACGUUUGACCAUGCAGCAGCUCCCAGUCAAGAUGAAAUAUCUGUACCAAAAGCUUCCUUGGUGCAAGGACAAUUGCAAGAUCCGCCGUUGCAGAAUUAUGAGCGUGGUUUAAUUACGAAAAGGACAAAAAAUUAUGAAACUAUUGAUGUGAAAGAUCUAAUAAGUAAAGGACAACACUUGGAUAAAUUUCAAGCUCGGGAGGCAUUUGCUGUUUAUCUACAACGCGUUCAACACAGACUUCUUCAAGAAAUAAGUUCAAGUCAUGACGUCAUGUUUAGUCAAAUAUCAAUUGGUGAAGUUGAGAAACAAGAACAACAAAUCGAUCUGAUUCACAGGUUUUUGUUGAAGGCAGCAGUAAACUUGAGUAACCCGAUAAAUAUUGUUGUUCCCCAUAAAAAUUUGCCUAUCUUGGAAAGGAAAAAGACACUUGCCAGACAACUGAAUGACUUUGUAAGAGUUUAUACCAGGGAAACUCAACUUCUAAGUGCGAAUGAAGACAACCACAGUGACACGCAGGGUGCAACGUUUGUUAUUGAUGAAAAUUCAUUUCAAAUGUUCUUGGCUGUGUCCAGCGAGUCAGAAUUGGAAGAAAUAUUAACAACGUACACAAGACACAACCGAUCUGCUAGCAUAUUUCUUGGCGCGAAACCUUCAAAAUAUGGAGCACGAGCAAAACACGAAACAAGUGAAGCGAAUCCCUCCAGUAAAUCAAGAUAUCCUUCUGAAGAAAAGAUAUUUCCUAAAAGAUCUCAAUCUGCCUCUUCGGCGAAAAAUUCUGUUUCGCUUAAUCGGCCAAAAUCUUGGAAGCAAAACUUAAAGCGUGCAACCAGUCAUGAUGGAAGCGUGGUCACACCGGCUAUUGAUAAUGAUAGUGAUACAUGUCACUCCGACAACAAACCUCCAUCUGGCAAAAACAAUAUACUACGCCCACUAUCGACGUGCAGUAACCGCCUGCUGGAGAACAACACCUCACAUCAACGCCACUUUUCAAGACCUUCGACAAGCGACAGUAGAAUUCAUUCGAGAAGUUCAAAUUGCCACCAAAGACAUCAUUCUGCUGACUCGCUUGUUCGAACACGUUCUGCUAGUAAGUUACGACCGGACUCGAGCAAACAAAGACUACACUCCAUCGCAACGGUGUGCGCGUAUACUGGUGCGGAUGAUAUGUUAAAACACUAUUGGCAACUUCAACAGAGAGAACCUGGUUCAAGACUGUCAUCGCGUCCACCUUCCGGUCACUGUACCAGCCAUGAUGCAGAGGAGGUGCGGUUGAAGAAAGCGUUGAAUAAACUAUCGAUUAAACAAUCCGAACGCACGUAUUGUUCGAACAACAUUAAAUCACACGACAGAAAAACGUCCAAAACAAAGCUUGAUGCAAACGAUAACCGACUUUAUAACGACCUGCAUUCAGAUGCGAUCACUGAUGACGAUAAACUGGAAGAAUUUAUACGCUACGGUGAUAAGUUUGUUUUGGAAAACGAAAAAAGUUUUAAAACUGAUCGAAAGAACUGCCUACAUCAAACUGCUAGCACGCAGACGGUUGAUAAAUAUGAUGAAGAAGUCAAUUCGAAAGUCGGGUCUGAUAAAAGAAGAACAGUGUAUGGUGUGCCUCGCCCACCUGAAGGAAAAAAGCCAACUAUUAAGAAGCAAUUUAGUUCACAACGGAUGAAUAGAUUACUGCAGAAGAAAUGAGGUGCGCAAGCCGAUACGAAGUAGACAAUUUAUAUUUGACAAGACCUUGUAAUAAAACUGCUGUAGGAAAUUUUUAUAAAAAAUCUUUGAAAGUAGGGGAUCUAUUUAAAUUCAUGUCAUGAAAAACUUGAUCGCGAUUUUUUUUCUCACUUUCUUACAUAAAGCAUAGAAACAUACUGACGAUGAAGAUGACAAUAGGAAAGUCAUGUGAUCUAAUAAUUUCUUUAAAAAAGUAUUUGCUACAGUGUGGCUUAAAUAUUAUUCUUUUAUAUUUAUUUAGGUUUUUAUAAAAAUUGUAUAUUUUUAUAUUGUACAUACUUUCAAAACUGAUAGUUGGCGAUUUUAAUAAUUGUAUAUAAAUAUCUGUUCAUAUGGUCGUAAAUAUAUUUCUGAAAAUUUCUUGUCCAA